Drosophila teissieri is the source of this 8085-nucleotide messenger RNA. RefSeq lists its product as uncharacterized. The transcript is spliced from 17 exons. The record is from RefSeq and is a predicted model, not a curated record. NCBI's taxonomy places the organism in Eukaryota, Metazoa, Arthropoda, Insecta, Diptera, Drosophilidae. Gene Ontology annotation, molecular function: protein binding. Bases 1 to 8085 code for a protein of 2694 amino acids.
AUGACGACGGCAAGUUUACCCAGGGUUCCCGAGGGACUACGGGACCUAAUGAAGGUCUAUACCAAGGAGGUGUUACGUGAAAAGCCGGCUGACUUGUAUGGCUUUUCGGCCAGCUUUUUCAACAUGAUUGUUGGCGAAAAAUCGCAUCAAUCGGUGCGAAAAUACGAACCGUUGCAAACUUACGAAACCAUCAUGAAAAACCGCAUACGUCAGCAGGUGCCCCUUUCUAUGGUGUUCAAUAUAAUACCGGAAAAACUCACCGACCUCAUCAAGCAAUUUAUAAAGGCAGUUCUUAGAGAGAAACCCGAUAACAUAUACAUAUUCGCACAGGAGUACUUUCAGCGGAUGUCCAAGGAAAAGUCGGGUCGAAUCGAGUACGGCAAGUACGCGUCCUACGAAAAGUCCUUGAAGGACAAAGAAAACGUAGCUCCUGCAUCGAAAGUGACCUGCGAGUGUGGUCGAGUACUGAGUGCGAGUAAGAAGGAUGUGGGAAACACCGCCUCCGUAUAUACAGACAACAAAUUGGCCGAGGCGGAUCAGCGAGCAUUUUCCAGCAGAAUUACCUACAUACAAUCGGUCGUCAUCAUUCAACGACAUUUUCGCAGAUAUCUCAGCCAGCGGAAAAUAGCUCGCAACAAGGACAAAUGCAAUAGCUUCGAGUACGUGGCAGCUGUCCUGCUGAUUCAAAGGCAGGUGCGUCGCUAUUUGGCCACGAAGCGAGUGGAAAAACUUAAAAAUUCACGUGACGCACAAAAACCCGAUGCUAAGCCCAAAGCUGCCGACUAUAUGAAAGCCGUUGUGGUCAUACAACGACAUUAUCGCAUAUAUUUGAAAAAGAAGCGGGCGCAAAAUCGAUUGCAGCACGGCCCAGUAUCCCUAGCAACAGCAGCCAUCAUAAUCCAAAGAGCCUACCGCAGAAUGGUGGCACGGCAUAGGGCCAAGAGAACCACAUCCUCCGGCACAGAUCAGGCCGAGGAACUCAAUGACAAUGCCUCCGAGACCGGGUCCUACACAUCCGUCUCCACCGCCCUGCUUUCCACGGAAUCCACCGAGCUGGGAAUGGCGAACUUCGAGGAACGAGUCCAUCAAAAAAUAAUUCACGAGGACGAGGAAGUGGAGAACAGCAAUAUGGAUGGCAGCCUUGAGAAGGAGUAUUUCGAGGAAGACAUUAAGGGCGAGCGAAAGUCGAUAAGUUUAGGGAAAAGCGAAAUUCUUAGCGGUGCCCUAAUUGAAAGCAUGAUUUGCAAACCUGAUUUGCAAAACAUCCAGGAUUUAAACGAAUCCAAAGAAUUCGAUGUGGAAUUGGAGAAAAAUGAGCACCCAGCUAAACCUGAAGAACACAUUGCUGAUGAGCAGAUAAUUAUUCAAGAUCCUGAACCGAAAGUUAAAGUUGAUUAUAAAACAAGUCUAGACCUAGAAUUGAUGCCUCAAAUCGAAGUAAAAGCUGAAAAUAAAAGUAAAGAUUAUCAGUCGACAAGCGAGGAUCAGGUAAAAUCUAAUAAAAGCAGCUUGGAUGUGGAACCGGAAACGCCAGUGGAGCCCCAGGAUAAACCGGAUUCAGGAGAUCCAGAUAGCAAAACUGAGGACGAAAUUAAAGUGGAUCCACUUAACUCCGACUCUUAUCAAAUUGAAGAAAAUAAAUUAAUUGGUAAGAUUGCGGAAUCGGCAAUUAAAGCUGAAGACUCAAGCACUGAUCUUCUAGAAGAGGUUCGCGAAGGUGAAGACAGCACAUUACCUAGUAAAAUUGAGAAAAAAGAAAGUGAUGAUGUACAAGAAAAUAUUGUGGAACAGGCUAUGGCCUCAUCUGAUGAAGCGAAAAAUGGCGAAAAAGAUAAUACCCACUUUUCGCCCAGUGAAAUAGUUCCGCCGCCUAAAGUUCUAAACUCUGGAAGCCAAUUGCAGGAAGUUCCAAUCAAAAGCGAAAUUACUCCCACAGUUUCGAUUGAAAUUGAGCAUGUCGAAGACAUUUUAGAAGAUUCAUUAGCAAGCCCUCAUGAUUCUAAAGCUAACGAUUUAACUGAAGGGGUAUCGCUAGCAGAAGAGACCAAGAGUAUCCCCAAUGUAGAAGUAGAUAGCUUGAAGAGCAUCCUAGUCAAUCAUAAUCUAGAAGCUCGGGAGCAAGGUACACAAGACGACAAAAAUGUGGAAGCAUCUGCUGCGAUACAAACGAUUGUUUCAGAUGAGGCGACUCAAUCUUCAGAUACACAUGAAAAGAUUAGAGAAAAGAGAAGCAUUGAAGAUGAAGACAUUGUUCAAUCAAAUUUAGAAUCUCAGGAUGUGUUGAUUACCGAAAGCCCAGUUGAUCAAGAAGCAAUUCAGAUAACCAAUGAUCAGAAACAGGAGUUGGGUGGACAAUCGGAAAUAAUACCUAAAGUGGAAGAUGUGCCGAAAACAGCACCAAAUAAAAAAGAAGAUGAUGUUGCUGAAGGCAGCACUGAAAAAGUAGAGAUAAAUAAAGAAGAACCAAUAAAAGAAAUCGUUAAAUCACCAAAUCAUGAAAUAUCACUGGACAAAGUGUUCGAAACUGAUCCCAAUACAGAUUAUCAUGAACUCACAGAAACGAGCCGCGAACGAAUGAUGGAUUUACCACCUGAAGAUCAAAUAGUUGAACGUAGUACCUCAAGCUCAGCAGAGGAAACCCUUUUGCCAGAAGUUAAAAAAGAAACCAAAUCUAUGUAUGAAUUAGAAACGUCGAAAGAGGACUCUGGACUUGUAAUACAUUCCAAAAGUAAUUUAGCAGAACAAAACCUUACAAAAAAUGUAGAACAAUUGGAUAAACCUUUUGAUGACUCCCCGAAGGAACUAGAAAACUUACAGGAUAAAAUGAAAAAACCAUCACAAGAGGAAAUCAUUUUAAUUGAAUCUGAAGGUUUAGAAACUAAUGUAUCAUCUCCAGCUAAAAAUAGAAUUUUUAGUACAAAUAAUUCUGAAGAAAUAAAUUCUGAAAAUAAUUCACAAAAUGUAGAAGUCAUUACUGAACCGACUGAGCUAAACAAGGAAACAGACUUAUCAGAAGAACAUGAUGAUAAUGAAAAGAUUAUACCCACUGAACGUGAAAUUCAGGACGCAACAAGCAGAACGGAACUCUCUGUCAUUGAUUGUAAUAUAUCAAUUGACCAAUCUGAAAGCUUAAGAGUUGAACAACAGCACUCCGAAGAAAAAGUAAGUGAAAAUCAAGAAAUAAAGGACGAAGCUGCUAAGAUAGGUAAAUUAACACCCGAAAACUCCGAUGCCAAUGCAAAUGACCUAGAAUCAUAUAAAGAAAAGGCUCCAAUUAAAGAUAGUAAACUAGAAGGAGAAAUUGCGGAAUCCGAAACUGUAUCUGAACAAUCGGAGGAGAAAAUUCCCAUUCUAAUCGAAUCUGAGUCUGUGCAAGCUGAAGAUGGUAAAUUCAUAGAUGAGACGACGGAAUCUUCAGAGGAUGCAGAAGAUAAAAACAAAGGUGUUGAAGAAAUAAUUGAUAUCAUAGGAAACGAAUUGUCAACUUCACUUGAAAGCCCUCCUUCAUCCGAAAAAGAAGAGUCAACUUCUCUUGAAAAACAGCCUUCAUUAGAAAAUGAAAAGUCAGCGUCACUUGAAAAACAGCCUUCAUUAGAAAAAGAGAAGUCAACGUCAUUUGAAAAAGAGAAGUCAAUGUCACUGGAUAAACAGCUUUCAGCUAAAAAAGAAAGGUCUACUUCAUUUGAUGAACAACCUUCAGCUGAUAUACACACCGAUCCUUUGCAAGAGUCCCAACAAGUCGAUGGGGAAAUGUCCAUGGGAAAAGCUAUUGUGGACUUACCUACAACUAAGGUUGAGUCUGUUAACAGCCAGUUAGAAAAGAAACCCAUUUCUCAAGAAUUGGAGGACGUACAAGCUGAAGUUAGUACCGACAAGGAAACGGGAGAACCAUUUAACUUUUCAUCUGAAAAACAGAAAGGUGAAACUGAAGCAUCAAAUAAAACCAGCAAUACAACAAGCAAAGAUAUCCCAGGCGAAUAUAGUAUAGAUCACACAAAAUUAGAACCAGUAUCUGAAAAAGUCAUUGAAAGCAUGGAGACCAGGGAUGUUGAUGCCGUUGAGCUUGAAGGUGUUUCUUCAGAUGAUCCAACAAAAUCUGGUGAAACCGAAACGAAACUAAAGGAAGAAGUUAACGAGGAUAAAGAUACUUUGGAGCCAAGACCCGAAAAUGAAUCACCCCAAAAUCCCGAACAGAGAAACUCUCCAUUGCUUGUAUCUAAUCAAUUAAUUGGCACCCAAAAUUUACCUACUAACCAUAUUGAGAUCGAAAAGACCACCAAGAAGUUAUCUAGCCCUAGUGUAAGAGAAAAAGAUAUUGGCACCCCAACAUCGGGUCGACUUGUGCCCACACCCAUAGCUGAGUUGCAGCUCAAGUCAUUCAAGACUCCCAACGACGAUGGCGCCUGGUAUGAUAUGUAUGUGGAGCCCAAGGUGACCACUGGUAGAGAUUUGGAAGUCCCUCUAGCACCGGUUGAAGUCAAAAGACCGGAUUCGGGUAAAAAAGUAGCUUCUGUUGUAGAAGAACCUACUAUAAUCUCAGAGAGAGCACCAAGUUACUAUACACCCCAGGAAAUUGUAGAAACUGUAAGACCGAAACCAAUGAAUUCAGUUUCCUUUUUUGUUUCAUUCGAUUCGGAUGAUGGAAAACCCAAAUACAAGAUACCAAAAAGAUUUCGAAAUCAACCGGAUCAGGAUAAUAAGAAAGUAGGUGAAGAUAUUGCAGCUACUCAAUCGGAAUCAGAUAUCGAUUCUAACGAGGAGGAAAUCGAAAUUAUUGAAGUUGAAGAAGGCGAUCCUGAGUAUCAGCAAACCGGCGGAUCCAAACUGCAAACCAUAAUGGAACUUGAUAAUGAAAAUGAACAGACCACUGAAUAUAACAGUCAAGGCCGACCCUUUGAAUUAAAAGAGAAUGAAAGUUAUCUGAUAAAAUCAAAAUCUCCCUUAAAUUAUAUUAAGGGAUUUGAGUCAGCUUACAAAACAGACAUUUUAAAUAUCACAAGAUCUGUGCAAGUCAUAGAAAGAGCUUACAAACGGUUCAAGAAUAGGACUUCUUUAAAAAGCGAAUCUGAUUUUGAAAAACAAAACCGGGCUGCAAAAGUUAUUCAAAAGUGGCUUCGGAAUUCCCUCAAUCAGAAAGCUCAAAAAUCAAAACAAGGUCUUGCUGCGAAGAAAAUUCAAAGAGCUUAUCGAAGAUAUGUUGAAAAGGCCAAGGAAAGAACUCAAAAACAGGAAAUGGCUGCACUCAUAAUCCAAAAGGCAUUCAAACGAUAUUCUCAUAGGAUCCGCACGGAACUGAAUAAAACUCAAUCCCUAGUUGACACAGAACUUGAGCAAAGUAAGGCUGCUUCUAAAAUCCAAAGGGCUUAUAGGAGAUAUCUAAAAUUACAGUCUGCAAGACACCAAGCGACUGGUAGUCCAGUAAAAUACGAUUCAAAGUCAUCUGAAUCCAAAAUAGUGAAUAAAUUAAAAUCUAAUGAAGAACAGGAAAUUAGUUUGAUGCCAAUUUCCACUCUGAAAUUAUCUGUUGACCCAGAAAUCAUAAACGAAUUGCAACCUGAAGAGCUUCAAGAUUUUCUAAAGGAUUUAACUGAAAAAAACGAAAAUGUAAUGGAAUUAAAGAAGGAGGGGUUUAAAGAGGAAGAAGCCCCUUUGAAGGUCGUUUCAAGCCCAGUUAAUUCGGCAAGUGUAUCUGCAGAAGUUGAGAAACCUUUGGGAGCAUUGGAAUCAGAAAGUCACCCAGAUGAAGAACAGGUUGCGGAAACCAUUUCAAAACCAAUCAAUUUGACACAGUUAAGUAAAGAACCUAAAAAAAUUAAGAAGUUAAAUUCGGAUGAAUUCCAGGAAGAAGAAAUCUUUUCAAAAGUCAAUUCAACUCCAACUUAUUCGCAAAAAUCAUCUGAUACAGUACAAGAUCCCAAUGAAUUGCAGCCUCUGGAACAGCAUAAAUUAAAAGACGCUACAAAAGCUGACAACAAUAACAAAAUUAUAAAUUUACAGACUGAAAAAGAAAAUCAGUCAAAAGAAACUAAUCAUAAUGAUAAGCCAGAAAUGAACACAGAACUGCAGACACAUCCUUUAAAGGAUGAUCUCGUAGGAAAGUCAAGUGCAGCUCUAAUAAUACAAAGAGCGUUCAGGCAAUAUAUGGAACGAAGAAAGCUUGAAAAUUUCGAGGAUAGCUCUAUUGAUUCCAUUACCAGCUCCCGCAUAACGGCCAUAGAGACAACCAACUACCCAAGUGCAGGAACACCAUCAGAAAGUUUAGUUCAGGAAGCUAUCGGAGAGCCAGGGGAUAGUGCAGAAGAUACUUCUAAGAUCGAACCAAAGUCCGAGUGGUUUGUGGGGUCAACUCGCAUAAUACCAAGCCAGGGAGUCGUUGAAGGAGCUGUUGCGGUGGACACCAAUCCGGAUCCAGCUGCAAUUGCAACCACAAGUAAAGCCGAGCUCACCACCAGCACGCAAGUAGAAUCAGUUGAAACAGUAGAUAGAACGCAUGGCUCGCUUGAAUCUAAAUUAAAUCCUGGUACCAUAAUCGAUGAGAGUCUAGGCGGUGCAUCCGAAAAGGAUAAUGCAAUCUCUUCUGGUUUAGCAGGUUUAGCGGAAGCUUUCGAGGAUCGUCUUGAUUCAGUGGAGGAUCCCCUUCUCCUUUCGCAAUCCGAUUUUGGUGGGCUCGUACACUCUCUGGACAUCGCCUCAACUCAAGAACUGCUUAACGCUUUCCUGCAAAACGAGAUUGAAUAUUCUUCUAAACAAGGACCGUUUCCAAGUGCUGGACUUCCUCAAGAAGUUAUUGAGGAGCCUUGUAUAAAAAGAUCCGCUUCACUGGUCAAUGUUUCCGAAGGUGAAUCAGAACCGGACAUUGCUAGUCAGAAAGUCGAGAAUACAGAUUCUUCUAUAUCUGAAACUACGGGCUUGGACACACUAUCUGCAGAUACAAUAGACAAAGCCACUGUUAAGUUAUCCAAGCCAGAGGAAGUAAUUGAAAAAAUGUCUCAGCUUCGGGACUCAAAGUCCCACGAGAGGAUUUCCUCAGCAGAUCCCAGUUUCGAUGAGCCCGUGAUCCGACCCAUGAGUUCUCUGCAGGAGCAAUCCAGCCUGGACAUCGAGGAUGGAGACAUCAUCGUAUACAACCGGCUGCAGCGGGAUGAAACUAGGGAGAGCUCUGCUCAAAGCGAUUCCGUGGUCUUCGGUGAUGCAGAGGCCGAAAAUAACCAAGAGAAGGAGUUGCUUAAUGAGGAAUCCGGAAGGGUGCAUUUGAUGAGGCACUACACCAUCGCAGGAGAUGAUCCGCGCGGACUAUUCCGAUCUGUGACCAUCGAUGAUGCACUGAGUUAUGUGGAAAACGGGGCUAAUGGUAUGGGCGCGAGUAGUUUCUGUUUGGACGACGAAACCUCGGAGAACAUUCGCAAGAAGAUGAUGGCCUACUCGUUGUCGGAAACGGAUUCCGAUUACUUUGAUCCGAAAAAGGUCAGCAGCGAGGACUUUGACAUAGACACGGCCAUGGCAGAUGCCAUGGGCACAUCCACUGAAACGGAAUCCACCAUUGUUUCGGCGGCCACAAAGAUCCAGGCAGGAGCUCGUGGCUUCCUCACCAGGCGACGAUUGCGGCGGGCUAGUGCUGGCACCAAGUCAUCCACGUUGGACACGAAGGCAUCCUUUGGUAACGAUGCGAUCAGCGAGUCCUUGGAACGAUUCAUCGAGGAGGAGGCGGCUAAGAAGAUACAAGCCGCAUACCGGAUGCACACACGAAAGCGCAAGGGUCAUAGCCGGAAAAUGGAAGGCAUCAGCUUGGAGAGCAACCUGGCCGCCAGGCGCCAGAAGUUGCAGCGCGGGGAUGCACUUCGAAACGAUUCCACUCCGGAUGAUGAGAACAGUUUGAUGGUCAUUGCAGGCAAAGCCCCAAAGGGUGCUAGAACCCAGAGAAGCAAAACCGUUGGCGAGGCAAAGUCAAGUGCCGACAUGGAAUUGCGGUGGCUGAAAAUGCGGCAGAACUCAAUGCCCGUGCAAAUUGAUUGCGAAGUUUUCAGAGUAAUCCCCAAACACAUGCGAAAACGCAUAAAAAGCGCCGAGGCGAACAAAAGAAAAUAA